UCAACCUCGAAUUCCUUCGGGACGCUGAAUGGUUGGGAAGUAGGGAAUUUCUGGGACUCUCCGCGUUUGGAACGAAUCAGUACGCACUACGCACUGAGAUUCUGCUUGUCGUUAGUUUCAACAACACUGCUCCGAAUGCUCCGAUAAUAUGCGGCGGUAUCUGAACUAGUACAACAUGGCGAGAGCGUUAAGUCAUAUUCUUCAGAGAAGACACUUGAUCACCCAUAUGUCAAGUGUCUCGUACGGUCUCAGUAUUGUUCCUAGCAUUAAACACAGUGCUUGCUACUCGACAAAGAAAUCCGUAACCAAGACUGACUCCAAUGAAACCAAUAAUCAGGUACAGAUCGACACCGCAGAAGUAGUUAAAGAAAACCUGAAAUCUGUUGGAUAUCUUGGAGUAAUAGUCGGUGGCGUUGGAGUUACGGCUCUAAUACUGUAUGCCCUGUUUUCGGAGCUGUUCUCCAGCAAAAGUCCAUAUGCUGUUUACAGCGAAGCUCGCGUCCGUUGUAUGGAACAUCCAAAGGUCAUGGACAUUCUCGGAGCACCUGUAAAGGCUUAUGGAGACGAGACUCGACGUGGACGUAGAAAACACAUCUCUCAUAUGUAUUACAUUAAGCAAGGCGUCAAGUACAUGAGAUUGAGAUUUUAUGUACAAGGAACGAGAAGGCAGGGAACGGUGUAUGCGGAAGUGAAGGAAAACGCGUCUGGCAAUUACGAAUAUUCAUAUCUGUACGUUACGGUGAAUCAUGUUGGAACGAUCGUGAUAGAGGACAACCAAGAUACAUCUAAAUCGCUGCAAGAUCACGAAUCUACACUGGACUUUAACUUGCUACUGGAUAAUCAAUAAAUGUGCAAUAUAUUGAUAUGUAAAUAGGGUUAUUAAAAUGUGUAUGCGAUAAAGUUUGAUAUAGAAUUGUAAUUUUUUUAUUAUAUAUUUUUAUCCAUAUAUUUGGUAAUACAUAUAGAUAAGAUAGAAGAUUGCUAAAUGUCAAUUAAUUAAGUCUCUUAAGUAAGAUAUGAGAGCGCUGAUUCAGUCUUCGCAAAUAAAAGUCUCCUUUUUUACUUCA
Temnothorax curvispinosus is the source of this 1067-nucleotide messenger RNA. Its product is annotated as mitochondrial import inner membrane translocase subunit Tim21. The record is from RefSeq and is a predicted model, not a curated record. Gene Ontology annotation, biological process: protein import into mitochondrial matrix. Gene Ontology annotation, cellular component: TIM23 mitochondrial import inner membrane translocase complex. The coding region runs from base 176 to 847 and encodes 223 amino acids. NCBI's taxonomy places the organism in Eukaryota, Metazoa, Arthropoda, Insecta, Hymenoptera, Formicidae. The transcript is spliced from 5 exons.